AUGACAACUGAAGCAAAAGGAAAACUUUUGGGUGUCAUUGGAGAUCACGACACAGUUGUUGGAUUCAUGCUUGGAGGAAUUGGGGAGAUCAACCAUGCUCGCAAACCCAACUACUUUAUUGUAGAGAAGAGUACUGUCGAUCAAGAGAUUGAGGCAACUUUCAACGCAUUCUGUGCUCGCGAUGACAUUGCUAUAAUUCUGAUUAACCAGCAUAUUGCUGAAAGAAUCCGCCGAGCUGUCGACCAAUACACUCAACUUCGACAUUCUAGUGUAGCAGUGUUAGAGAUUCCAUCAAAGGAAGCUCCAUACGAUCCGUCGAAGGACAGUAUUCUCAACAGAGCUCGUGGCUUGUACAACCCUGAAGAUUUCCGCUAG
Caenorhabditis briggsae is the source of this 375-nucleotide messenger RNA. Bases 1 to 375 code for a protein of 124 amino acids. The transcript is spliced from 4 exons. Gene Ontology annotation, biological process: proton transmembrane transport. Gene Ontology annotation, cellular component: membrane; proton-transporting V-type ATPase, V1 domain. Lineage: Eukaryota; Metazoa; Nematoda; Chromadorea; Rhabditida; Rhabditidae. Gene Ontology annotation, molecular function: proton-transporting ATPase activity, rotational mechanism. The record is from RefSeq and is a predicted model, not a curated record.